This is a messenger RNA of Sinocyclocheilus grahami, 3609 nucleotides long. Its product is annotated as acyl-CoA synthetase family member 4. The record is from RefSeq and is a predicted model, not a curated record. Bases 96 to 3593 code for a protein of 1165 amino acids. Lineage: Eukaryota; Metazoa; Chordata; Actinopteri; Cypriniformes; Cyprinidae. Gene Ontology annotation, biological process: amino acid activation for nonribosomal peptide biosynthetic process. The transcript has 14 exons. Gene Ontology annotation, molecular function: protein binding.
GUUUGCAAAACAGGCGCUCCUAAACGGACGGGAAUAUAUGGAAAAUUUACGUUGCAAUUUCUCAGAUUAUGAUUUAGUAUAAUUUUCGCUCAGAUAUGACAGCAAAAUUGCUUCAUGAAUUGGUGCACGAUGCAGCGCGUGCUCAUGGUAAUAAAACAGCUGUCGCGUUCGACAGCAGCAUUGCAGCGCGUGUCUGUUUGACAUAUGAUGAAGUUAUUUCCCUCGCAAAUGAAUUAACUGGACACCUGCGCAUCUCUGUCCAGAAACAUGAUGGUACCAUAGGGUUAUUCUGUCGUGCAGAUGUCCUCCUUCCUGCCUGGAUUGUUGGUAUUCUGCAGUUUCCUGCUGCAUAUGUACCUCUUGAUCCUGCAUCACCACCUUUGUGCAACCUGAGAAUGAUAAACAAGUGCAGGCUGAACUACUGUUUAUUACAAAACGAACUGCUUAAUCAAUUCCAGAGUGCAUUUUCCAACCUGCUAUCCCUGGAAAUAUGUGCAACAUUGUCUUCACAUAGGCUCACUUUGAUAAAAAUACAAAGUGAACAGGACGCAAACGUUCAAAUGUCCGAUCAGCGUUCCAGCUCUGCUAUGACCAAAGACAUCCAACAGAGAGAGCCUUUGGCUUAUGUUUUGCACACAUCCGGAACAACAGGGCUUCCAAAAAUAGUGAAGGUCCCACACAGGUGUAUUGUGCCUAAUAUUACACAUUUAAGAUCUGUCUUUAAGAUGACUGCAGAAGAUGUUGUAUUACUGUCCUCUCCAUUAACUUUUGACCCCUCUGUGGUGGAGGUGUUUUUGGCCCUGUCCUCGGGAGCGUGUCUCCUAAUUGUCCCCUCAGCUGUUAAAAAGAUGCCACGCAGACUUGCAAAUGUGCUGUUUAAACGAAACAAAACAACAGUCUUACAGGCCACUCCCACUCUUGUGAGGCGCUUUGGAAGGCGUAUCCUUCAGGAGGAGGUGCUUAGUGCUUAUUCACCCUUGAGGUUAUUGGCUUUUGGAGGAGAGCCAUGUCCAUCUCCAAGUCUUCUCAAGAGCUGGAGACAGGAAGGCAAUGGCACACACAUCUGUAAUCUUUACGGUACCACAGAAGUUUCUUGCUGGGCAAGCUGUUACAAAGUCCCAGACAAACACCUGUGCUUGGAGGACAUAACUGAUCAAUUUGUGCCCCUUGGAGAGCCAAUGUUGGAUACCGUAAUGGAGGUGAGAGAUGAGACAGGACGUCUCGUCACUGAAGGAGAAGGACAGCUGUUCAUUGGUGGUCAAGAGAGGGUGUGUCUGCUUGAUGAUGAAGAAACUGUAGUCGAGGGAACAAUGCGUGCUACAGGUGACUGGGUGCAGGUGCGUGAUUCCCAUUUGUAUUUCCUGGGCAGGAAGGAUCGGCUCAUCAAACGCUUUGGUCAGAGGGUACACCUAGAUGCCUUGCAGCAGAUCAUUGAGAAUUUGCCUCAGGUGGAGGCGUGUGCAGUGAGCCUGAGUGAGGGUGACAGGCUACUGGCAUUUAUAGUGCUCACAUCGAGUCAACCAGGAACCCUUUCAUCCUCUGAAUUUCCUCAUCAAAAACCUUUCCAACAUCCUACACAGUCCUCUGAAGACCUCACCACUGUCGACGUCUCAAGAAACUCCCCCUCCCCCUCACUCAAAGUUAUUAAAGGAGAGAUUCGCCAGAGGUUAUCACAGCUUUUGGCCAAUCACAGCAUCCCAGACAUGAUAUUCUUCAUUCCCGCUCUUCCACUCACCUCUCAUGGUAAAAUAGCCAUUGACGAAUUGAUGAGGAUGUGUGACACUCAAAAACAAGAUAUAAAUACACAAACUGUAUGGAAAGACAUUGAAUCUGUGAGAAUGAAGUUACAGACCCUAUGGAAGGAAUGUCUUGGCCUGCCAAAUGAUGUGGCGGUUGAGGAAGAUGCACACUUCAUGUUAAGUGGAGGAGACUCCCUUCAGGCCCUGCGUCUCUGUGAUGAGAUCACUGUUGCCAUGGGGACAACCUCUGUGGGCCUGCUGGAGGUCAUAUUAGAUGGCUCUUUCUCAGAUGUGGUUAGCCACGUCAUGACAGAAACGCAUAGCAAUGCAAUCCAGCCAUCAAAGAAGAGAAUGCUGGAUUAUUCAGGCUCUUUAGUUUCACCCAAAAGACAACAGAAGGAAAUGAGCACAGUGAAUGCUACAGAAAGCACAGUGGGUUUUGUAGUUCCCUCAGUGAGAAGGACUAUGGGAUUUGUAGUUGUGAGACGAGCUGGUGAGGUUAUUGAUUGGGGUUGUUUUCGGAAAAUGCAAGAGAAAAACAUCUCAGAUGCACUAGGAACAUACGGGAGUAAGCUUACGGUGACAAGUACUUCUGAAGACAGUUUAAUAUCUAAUCCCUCACACAAACUUCAUAAUAUAGCUCAGGAAAAUCCUGCUAUUAAAAAGAUCACAGAACCCCAUUUUCCUCAAGAAGUUACUGAGACGUUACCUGUCAGUAAGAGCCCAGGUGAAGGUUCAGGGGAAGACCGUUCCAAUGUCCUGCUGCUGGGCCUGCGGGUCCUCUGGAGCUCAGACACAGGCAGGUGUGUGGACGCCUCUCCAGUGCUGCUGGUGGGUCCUGACAGGACCACCGUGUUCAUUGGCUCUCACUCGCACAGACUGCAGGCUCUUGACCUGUCCAAUGGAGAGGUCAUCUGGGAGCGUAUCCUCGGAGAUCGACUGGAGUCUUCAGCUGCCAUUUCCAAAUGUGGAAGCCUUGUAGCAGUUGGCUGUUAUGACAGACAGAUAUAUUUCCUGAAUGUUUCCUGUGGGGAGACUGUGUGGACGUUUGAGACUGGGGAUGUGGUGAAAAGUUCCCCUACUGUAGACCCUAAAACUGGGCUGAUGUUCACAGGGUCGCAUGAUGGCUUUGUUUAUGCAUUAGACCCACUGGCUAAGACUUGUAUAUGGCAGCACUAUUGUGGUGGAGGUGCAGUAUUUUCAUCCCCUUGCAUCCACUCGUCUCCUAGACAGUUAUACUGUAGUACUCUGGGAGGGAAUCUACACUGUCUUGAUCCAGACAGUGGAAAACUCUUGUGGACAUAUUCCAGCAGUGUCCCGUUUUUCUCAUCUCCUCGCUGCUCUGAUUCCUCUGUCUUCAUUGGUUCAGUAAAUGGACAAAUUAUUGGAAUAAGCCAUACUGGAGAUACGUUAUGGGAAUUCUCCACUAAAGGACCAAUCUUCUCAUCGCCAUGCAUUUCCUCUUUGACAUUUUGGACUAAUCAGCAGGUUUCUACAACACCCAGCAGAAGCACAUCAACAUUAUCCAGUCACACAGUUACAUGUGGGUCACAUGACGGUCAUUUAUACUGUGUAAAUGGUGAUAACGGAUCAUUACUGUGGCAGUUCCAGACCACAGGCAAGGUGUUCUCAUCUCCCUUUGUGUUUGAUGGUGAUCCAUGGGGUUUGAGAACACUAGUGGCUGUGUGCUCCACUGAUGGAAACGUGUGGAUUUUAGAUGGAGAAACCGGCUCACUGAAGGCCACCUUGUCUUUGCCAGGCGAGCUUUUUUCCUCUCCUGUCGUAUGGGGGCAUAAGAUAGUGGUGGGAUGUCGCAAUGAUUAUGUUUACUGUCUAGAACUGGCCAAGCAGUGAUUAAUCACAACAUGCA